This is a messenger RNA of Electrophorus electricus (electric eel), 2732 nucleotides long. RefSeq names its product olfactomedin-like 2Bb (gene olfml2bb). Gene Ontology annotation, biological process: signal transduction. The record is from RefSeq and is a predicted model, not a curated record. Lineage: Eukaryota; Metazoa; Chordata; Actinopteri; Gymnotiformes; Gymnotidae.
GCGAACGCACAACCAUCCAGCCUCGAAACACUAGAAAAGUUUAUUUAUUAAUUCAUUUUUUAAGUCAAGUAGGGUCUGUAUUGCGUCACCAGAGCACUUCACACUUUGCGGCACUAUUAAGUAAUGUGAACACGGAGGGUCAAGGUAAAAAAAAAAUACACUAAGCUUUUGAAACUAUCGAGUAAGAAGAGAAGCCUUUAAAGCUGUGUGCGUUAGCUGGUGGAUGUGCGGAUCAGCAGUACGAUGCCCUCGUCUAUCCUAUUACUAUUGGUGUGGUACGGCGCGCUCUGCUGCGCACCGCUGGCAUGGAGUAGUGUGGGGAACAGCACAUCGAAAGACCGCCAGCCUGCCACGGAAGUGACAGAGAAAAACAGUGCAACGCUGGAGGAUGAAAUGGACAACCAAGAAAACAUUUUAACGCAGCUUCUAGGGGACUAUGACAAAGUGAAGACUUUGUCAGAGGGCUCAAACUGCCACUGUAAAUGUGUGGUGAGACCGCUGAGCAGGAGCGCUUGUAAGCGCAUCGAGGAGGGACGUGCCAAGCGCGAGGACUUCUACACUGUGGAGACGGUAACCGUGGGACCCAAUUGCAAGAAAUGUGCCUGCAUUGCCCCUCCCUCAGCACUCAACCCCUGUGAAGGGGACUUUAGAUUCAAGAAGCUCCAGGAGGCUGGGAACAAUAUCAAGCUUGCCACCAUAAUGGACUUACUUGAGGGGGCUUCCUAUGGGAUGGAUCUGUUAAAGCUGCACUCAGUCACCACAAAGCUUCUGGAACGCAUGGACAAUACAGAAAGAUCAUUUUUUGGCAAUGGGACAAGGGAGCGUGGAGGUGUAAAGGGAGACGUAGGGGUGGGGAAGGGGUCCCGUGCCCACCAGUGCCUGGAGAAGAAGCGGCGGCUGAGCAAGCUGGAACCGUCAUUGCAAAAGAAAGCGGCUGCAGCCUUUUCACAUGCCGAGAAGAAGUAUGAAGAGAAGUUUGUAGGGAACGAGGGCUCCAAUCGGCCUCUGCUAAAGAAGAGUCACUCUGAAGGCCCAGAAGCCCAGAAUCCAAAGAACCAAAGAACCAAAAUAGAUCCUAACGGGAUAAGCAUCAAGCGUGUGACCUUCUACAAGGCUGAUGGUGUGGAAAAUGAAGAUGGAGAACAUAAAGCACCAGAUGAUGUCGUGAGUGGUGACGGUUCAGUGGAUUUAAUAAUACAAGACCAGAUCCCCAAGCAGAAGCUUUCUGCCCCCACCCCAGCCACCGGCUAUCAAACCACAGCCAUCGUGGCUUCUGUGCUCGAGCCAAGCUCCAGCUCCCAGAAGGUCAACAAACCCACUCAUGCUCCAAAUGGACCAACCGCCGCAAGUGUGCUCACUGUGACAGAGCAGCCUAAACCAGAGCCAAGGGAAACCACUGAGCUGACUGCAACCAGCCCUACAGUGCUGGUUGCCUUGACAACCUCAACCACCACCACCAUCCAGGCAGUGGCCACCAACAACGUUGCAUCCAUCACUGGCCCUCCUACAGUCCAAAAACCAUCAUCAAAUUUCACAGCCAUGGCGAAAAGAGACACAGUGAAAUCUCGUAUUACCUGGGAUGAAGGGCCUGCUGAAGCAGCCACAGAGGUUCCAAAGAAUUCUGGUGUGUGCAAAGACACUUUAGCAACUAUAGGUGACCCUGUGACCCGCAACACUUACGGCCGUAAUGAAGGUGCCUGGAUGAAGGAUCCAAAAGGCAAUGGCAAAGUCAUUUACGUCACAAACUAUUACUAUGGCAACAAUCUGCUGGAAUUCCGUGACAUGGACACAUUCAAGCAAGGCCGUUUCACCAACUCCUAUAAACUCCCCUACAACUGGAUUGGCACUGGUCAUGUGGUCUACAAUGGUGCGUUCUACUACAACCGGGCUUUCUCCCGUGACAUCAUCCGAUUCGACCUGCGCCUCCGUUACGUGGCCGCCUGGACAACCCUGCAUGAUGCCGUGUUUGAGGAGGAGGAGGCUCCGUGGAGGUGGCGGGGACACUCGGACAUCGACUUCGCCGUGGAUGAGAGUGGCCUGUGGAUGCUAUACCCGGCCCUAGAUGAGGAAGGUUUCCACCAGGAGGUGAUCGUCCUCAACAAGCUCAACCCAUAUGACCUGCACAAGGAGAAUGCCUGGAGGACUGGCCUGAGGAGGAACACCUACGGCAACUCUUUCGUCAUCUGCGGCGUGCUAUAUGCUGUGGACAGCUACGAACACAUGAACGCCAACAUCUCCUAUGCUUUCGACACUCACACACACACCCAAAUGGUGCCAUGGCUACCUUUUGUAAACAACUACACCUACACCACACAAAUCGAUUAUAACCCAAAAGACCGUAUGCUGUAUGCAUGGGACAAUGGACGUCAGGUGACCUAUGAUGUGAUAUUUGCCUAUUAAUGGAAUAAUAUCAAUUACCUAGAAAACUGUUCAGCACUUUUUGUAUAAAAUAGCAAAAUAAUUAUAAGACUCAGUGAACUGUUGAUCAGUCCACACAGUCAAUAUAUAUAUAUAUAUUUUUAUAACAUGCCACUGUUUUGUUUUAUUGUUCUUUGAGUGUAUUGUGUAAUAUGUAUGUCUGUCUAAUGGCUAUUCAGUGAUUUUUAAGCUCUAAAGAUGAAAAGGUUUACUGUGGUGCUAAUGACAAUGUUCUUAUUGUAACUGCUCAUUUUAAAUGUACAUGUGUGCUGUACAUACUGUAGUUAAUUUAAAAUACAUGCUAUGACAAGUUA